This is a messenger RNA of Coniophora puteana RWD-64-598 SS2, 1083 nucleotides long. RefSeq lists its product as uncharacterized. The transcript is spliced from 7 exons. NCBI's taxonomy places the organism in Eukaryota, Fungi, Basidiomycota, Agaricomycetes, Boletales, Coniophoraceae. The record is from RefSeq and is a predicted model, not a curated record. The coding region runs from base 1 to 1029 and encodes 342 amino acids.
AUGGGCCCCAAUGGGAUACCUCUCGACACCGCCGCGAUCGUCUCGACCACGUUGGAGGGUGUCCUCUACGGCGUUUCGCUUUUUUUGUUCGCGGUAACCCUUUGGGUGCUCCUCUGGCGAGACAAUACAGUGCGAGGACUUGUAGUCAAGGUCUCCGUCGCAAUCGCUCUUUUCCUCCUCAGUACAGCUCACAUGACACUCAGCGUGGUGCGCGUGAUAGAAGGCCUCGUGAUAUACCGCGAUACGUAUCCCGGCGGGCCGGCUGCGUUCUUCGCAGACGUCUCGCAGUGGACUUUCGCGUUCAAAAGUCUGCUGUGGACCUUGCAAACACUCAUUGGAGAUGGUGUUGUGAUCUUCAGGUGCUAUGUUGCCUGGGAUUCGUGGAAGGCGGUUGCCUUGCCAAUCGUGAUGUGGUUCGGCUUAGCAGUGGUGGGCGGGAUGGGCACCUACAUUACUUCCUAUGCCGAUGAGAACAAACACAACAUCUUUGCGCAGGAAAACGGUGUGUUGGCAACAACGUUUCUAGUUUUGAGCCUCAUGACAAACCUGUCCAGCACAUCGUUACUCAUCUAUCGCCUGUGGAGUAUAGCACGCGAAGUUGCACGUUCGACUCGUCAACACGAGGCUCUUGAGCACGCUAGCACAUCUCAUCUGUACACCUACAACUCCGUGAUGGCACCACUCGUGCGGAUCUUCGCAGACUCCGGACUGCUAUACUCUGCCACGCUAAUAAGUCAGCUGGUUACCUUCGUGGCAAAUAAUAGGGGAAACUAUAUUAUUCUGGACAUGAUAAUGCCCAUAAUCUCAAUAACGUUCUUCAUGGUCAUUAUACGCGUUGAGAUGUGUUCGAGAGACAUACGACUGGCUUUUAUGAGUGCGUCGGGCACGGAGAUGCCUACGUUCGUGCGUCCUCGGGAUGGUAGAAGCUACGAGGAGUAUAUGGUGGAACACGUUUCAUUGGAUCAGCCGCCGUAUCCGAUGAAGAGUGCACAGCGAGUGCGGACCAUAGAUAGCGUUGUAAGAAUAUGAAUACUGCGCAUAUAAACAAUCUCCUACUAAUGGAAAUCAACACCUUGACGACGC